Drosophila ananassae is the source of this 1815-nucleotide messenger RNA. RefSeq names its product lipase 3. Gene Ontology annotation, molecular function: hydrolase activity, acting on ester bonds. Gene Ontology annotation, biological process: lipid metabolic process. The record is from RefSeq and is a predicted model, not a curated record. NCBI's taxonomy places the organism in Eukaryota, Metazoa, Arthropoda, Insecta, Diptera, Drosophilidae.
AAUUGUGCACUUGUUGUGUGCUAUUAAAAAUAAGUUAAAGUAAUAUAUAAAACAAACAAAAAGUAAUACAUCUCUAAAACAAAUAAUAAAAACUGACCAUUUUACGCCAUAUAUACAUUACAAAAAAGUGAUUACAAAGAUUUCAUGGUUUAAAAUAACUUUAAAAGGGUAACGAAGCAAGCGUAUGUGUAGGUAAUAGAUUUGGGCAGUCAACCGGCUAAAAAUAGAGUGCAGACCGGCCGCACAGUGCCAGUGUUUGAGAGACCAUCGAGGAGAUUGUUCCCUAUUCCGCUCCAACUUCAAAAGUUAUUUAAUCAUUUCGUUUAAAAAAAAUGCUGGUCGUGUCCAAGAGUCUUUUGAUUACAUUGUCGCUCUUGCUUCUUCGAACGAUGCGAUUCGGAUUGGUGGCUGGUCAUAAAGUGACGGCCACGUUGAUUAUGAAUCACAAUUACCCGGUCGAAGAGCACACGGUGCACACUACUGAUGGUUAUAUACUUACAAUUUACCGCAUUCCAACUUCGUUUAAAAGUCAAGAAUUAAACGACACGAUCCCGAAGAAAGGUUUUUUGCAGCAUGGCAUUUUGUGCGCUUCUGACGACUGGAUCAUUAAUGGACCAGAAACAUCACUGGCUUAUAUGUUUGCCGAUGCUGGUUUUGACGUUUGGCUUGGGAACGCACGGGGUAAUACAUACUCUCGUCAGCAUAAAAACAUCCACCCGGAUACAUCUGACUUUUGGCGUUUUAGCUGGCAUGAGAUUGGAGUCUACGAUCUGGCAGCUAUGCUCGAUUAUGCGCUUGUGGAAAGCAAAUCGAACUCGCUUCAUUUUGUAGCACAUUCGCAGGGAACAACUACAUUCUUUGUGUUGAUGUCUUCGCUACCCUGGUACAACGAGAAGGUGCGAUCUGUUCACCUUCUUGCGCCCAUUGCGUAUAUGCGAAAUCAUUCGUUCAUUCUGUCCAAGUUGGGGGGUAUUUUCUUAGGAUCACCAUCAUUCCUCAGUUGGGUGCUUGGUAGCAUGGAGCUGUUGCCCAUUACAAGUGUACAAAAGUUAAUGUGCGAGUACGUUUGCUCCGAGGGUUCCAUUUUUCAAUUUCUGUGCUCUGGCUUACUAGACUUUAUUGGAGGUUGGGGAACUCGACACUUAAACCAGACUUUGCUUACGGACGUGUGCGCCACCCAUCCAGCGGGAGCAUCUACCAGCCAGAUUAUUCACUAUUUACAACUUUACUCCUCAGGUGACUUUCGGCAAUAUGAUCAUGGUCGAGAGCAGAAUGAAAUUAUAUAUAAACAGGCCAUACCACCUUCAUAUAACGUUCAAAAUAUUAAGAGUUGCGUUGAAAUGUAUUACAGUGAAAAUGACUAUAUGUCAGCCGUGGAUGAUGUAGAAUACUUGGCUUCCUUAAUGCCUUGUGUUGAACUAUACCGAAUACCAUACUCUGACUGGAAUCACUAUGACUUUCUCUGGUCCACUAAUGUUAAAGAAGUGAUUAAUAAUAGGAUAAUAGACAAAAUUCGUAUAUAUGACAGAGAACAUGAAACUUCAUUGAGGUUGUAGCGUAUGAAAUUAAAUUUUAGUAAAAUUAGUUCUGUAUAAAAUUCAUUGUUAAUAAUCAAUUCAUUAAUUCAUUAAGUUAAUAAGCCUGUAAGUGAUAUUAUAUUUUAAUUUUACUCCGUAAUAUACCGUAAUUUGUUUUAUGAUAAAUAAGUUGGCAAUAAUUGCUCUUUUUAAGAAUAACAUGUGUGAUAAUGAAUUAAACCUCUAAAAAGAUCUAAAAUAUACUAUAACUUCAUUUUUCUAUUUGUUGGGAUAACCA